Molecule: messenger RNA, 1530 nt
Organism: Dendroctonus ponderosae (mountain pine beetle)
Lineage: Eukaryota; Metazoa; Arthropoda; Insecta; Coleoptera; Curculionidae
Product: serine/threonine-protein kinase SIK3
Biological process (GO): intracellular signal transduction; protein phosphorylation; microtubule cytoskeleton organization
Cellular component (GO): cytoplasm
Molecular function (GO): protein serine/threonine kinase activity; ATP binding; tau-protein kinase activity
Source: RefSeq, a predicted model, not a curated record
AUGGCAGCUGGAUUGACGUCACGUGACAGCAAUGACAGUGACAGCGAUGUCAGAGUGAAGCGGAGCGCCAGUGCAAGGGCCGAUUAUUUAGCGCGCAAACAGGCCUUAAAGGACGGUUUUUAUGGUGUCCGGGGCCCCACUAGCCGCAUCAUGUCCGACAACGCGUUCCCCGUGGACAAGUUGGUGCGCGUCGGCUACUACGAGCUGGAGAAGACGAUUGGCAAGGGCAACUUUGCCGUGGUGAAGCUGGCGACCCACAUCGUCACCAGUACAAAGGUGGCGAUCAAGAUCAUCGAUAAGUCGGCGCUGGACGAGGAGAAUCUGACGAAGAUCUUCCGGGAGACCGCCAUCCUCAAGAGGCUGCGCCAUCCGCACAUCACCAAGCUGUACCAGCUGAUGGAGACCAAGCAGACCAUCUACAUGGUGACGGAGUACGCGAGCAACGGCGAGAUUUUCGAUCACCUGGUGGCCAAGGGGCGAAUGGCGGAGCCCGAGGCGAAGCGCGUGUUCAGCCAGAUAGUGGCGGCGGUCGCCUACUGCCACUCGCAGGGGGUGGUGCAUCGCGACCUCAAGGCCGAAAAUCUGCUGCUGGACCACAAUCUGAACAUUAAGCUGGCCGACUUCGGGUUCAGCAACCAGUUCAGCGAGGGCAACCUGCUGAGCACGUUCUGCGGGUCGCCGCCCUACGCCGCCCCCGAGCUGUUCCGCGGGCUGCAGUACGACGGGCGGCGCGCCGACAUCUGGAGUCUGGGCGUCGUGCUGUAUGUGCUCGUGUGCGGCUCGCUCCCCUUUGACGGCCACACGCUGCAAGCGCUCCGCAACGUGGUGAUGGAGGGCAAGUUCCGCAUCCCCUACUUUAUGUCGCAAGAUUGCGAGCGGCUGAUCCGACACAUGCUGGUGGUGGACCCGGAGAAGCGGCUGAACAUGGCGCAGAUCAGCCAGCACAAGUGGCUGAGCGACGCGGAGCCGCCCCUGCGCGCCGACCUGGAGGAGGACCAGCGACUGAACAACACCGUGAUCGAGCACAUGCUGCAGCUGCCCGGGCUGGACCGGGCGGCCAUCGCCUGCUCCUUGGCGGCCAACUCCUUCGACCACAUCUACGCCAUCUACCAUCUGCUGCUGGACAAGCUGAGGCGGCGCACGCGCGACUUCCAGAGCACCGUGGAGCGGCAGAAGCGGCCGCUGGAGACGCCCGCCCCCUACCGGCGCGAGAGCUUCAACGAGGCGUGCCUGGGCGCGUUCGCCGCCGGCGGCAAAGACCCGCACCUGCUGAAGCCGCCCACGGUGCUGAGCGUGGGCGGGUUCGGGCGGCGCGCCUCCGACGGCGGCGCCAACCUGCACAUGAGCUGGGGCGCGUCGCCCGGCUCCCACGAGCAGCUGUCGCUGAUGUCGGCCAGCUCCAGCGGCAACCCGAGCAGUCUGAGCAGCGGCACGCAGCCGCUGGACGAGCUGGCAGCGGCCCGCUACCUGCAGGGGCGCGGCAACGCCAAGCGCCACACCAUGGCCAACCCGGAGGACGUGGGCGGGGCG